AUGUACAAGGUAGCAAGACCCCGUUUUGACAGGCGCGCUGCGUGCAGUGCGCUCAGGACAGCGUCAGUGAUCUCCUCGUUACUCAGCGUGGGGGCAGAGCGCGAGAACAUCGAACCGUGUAGUGUUGUCAGCGGCUUACUACAUUUUCACUAUUCGAGCUGUGGCUCGGGCCAGGGCCGGGCCAAAGCCAGCUGUCACUGGCGGCUUUGGCCCGGCCUGGUUUUUUUGCAGGCCAAAGCCAUGGCUUUUGCAAAUUGGGCCAAGCCAGGAAGAUUCUUGGUCGAUUUUCCACGCAUGGAUGUGACAGUUGGUGACCUCAAAGAGCUGAUCAAGGAAGAGAAGAGGCCUGAAUUCGACGCUUUCGUGGCGUCUCCAACUAGUAUGGAAUCUUUGAAUGCUCUCGAAAACCUUCCAACGGACUUUACAAACACACUUUCAGCGAUACAGAUCCAGCAAGUACUACUCGAAGCUUUCGCGCACCUUGAUUUUGUCUCGAAAGACACCAAAAUUCCAAAGUUAUUUCAACUCAAGGCUCUCGUAUCUUUGCUUGCAGGAAGACAUGUGGUUCUUCGAGCUGCAACGGGCUCCAGAAAGACACCUUUGCUUCUCUCCCCCGACAAGCCUAUGGCUAUCACAGUUACACCUUUAAAAUUGCUUCAAAAAGAUCAUGUCAAGGAAUUCGAGGAGUAUGGGGUUCGUUCGAUCGCAAUCAAUCAUGACACUCUGGAGUUAGGGCAUACUGCAGUGGGGGAGUAUAAUAUGGAGCAAAUGCGCAAAAGCGAGAAAGAUGUGGUACUCUAUGCAGUGCGCGAACGAAAGUUUCUGAGUGAUUGA
Molecule: messenger RNA, 834 nt
Organism: Suillus discolor
Lineage: Eukaryota; Fungi; Basidiomycota; Agaricomycetes; Boletales; Suillaceae
Exons: 7
Coding region: 1-834 (277 amino acids)
Source: RefSeq, a predicted model, not a curated record